Enterobius vermicularis (human pinworm) is the source of this 666-nucleotide messenger RNA. The record is from the annotation of a GenBank genome assembly. Lineage: Eukaryota; Metazoa; Nematoda; Chromadorea; Rhabditida; Oxyuridae.
AUGCCGAAGAAAUUUAGUGGAGAAAAUACAAAGGCAGCUGCUGCACGAGCCAGGAAAGAUGCUGCAAAACGGGAAGCAAAUGAAAAAAAGAAACAGGAGGAGGAAGACGAGUACUGGAGGGAUGAUGAUAAGGCGAAUGCACGUAAAUUGCAAAGGAAGGAAGAAGCUGAGCGGAAGCGACAAGAUGCUCUUCAGCGAAAACUAGAAAAUCGUUUAGCACAUGAUAGUGAAAUGGAGAAAUUGGCUGGAAAAAACCCUGUCCCUGUUAAAAUCACUCAAGCUGCAAUACAAGCGAAUUUAAGAGCAGAAGCCAAACGCGUUGAGGAGGAGGAGAAACGACAGAGGUUGUUGAGAGAGUCUCGCCUUGAGACUUUACAGACCGAAGAAAUUGAAGAAAAUAUUAAUCACCUACAGAUAGAAGGUGAGGUGGCUCGGUCUGUUACUGAGGCAAUCGCUGUAUUGUCAAACGACAGCCCAACGAUUGAUCGUCAUCCAGAGAAGAGGGUCAAAGCAGCAUACGCGGCGUUUGAAGAGAAAAUGAUGCCUCGUCUAAAAGUAGAGCACCCGACAUUCCGCCUUUCUCAGUUGAGACAAGUCUUGAAGAAGGAGUGGCAAAAGUCGCCAGAGAAUCCGCUAAAUCAGAAGAUUUUAGAUAUUGUUAAAUGA